This is a messenger RNA of Phyllopteryx taeniolatus (common seadragon), 1128 nucleotides long. RefSeq names its product H-2 class II histocompatibility antigen, A-U alpha chain-like. The transcript has 4 exons. Gene Ontology annotation, cellular component: membrane; MHC class II protein complex. Gene Ontology annotation, biological process: immune response; peptide antigen assembly with MHC class II protein complex; antigen processing and presentation of exogenous peptide antigen via MHC class II. The record is from RefSeq and is a predicted model, not a curated record. NCBI's taxonomy places the organism in Eukaryota, Metazoa, Chordata, Actinopteri, Syngnathiformes, Syngnathidae. Gene Ontology annotation, molecular function: MHC class II protein complex binding. The coding region runs from base 65 to 787 and encodes 240 amino acids.
GCCCGGGGUCAGCUGCUGCAGUUGAGCGUCUGGAGCAGUGGAGCAGAAGCUUCGAGCCUGCAAGAUGAAGGCGCUCCUCUUCCUCGUGCUCUUCCUCGGCGGCAGCGACGGUGCAACACAUGGUGAAGAUUUCCAAACAGACAUUCGCGUGGUUGGCUGCUCCAACACGGAGGGAGAAGACUUCUACGCUCUGUCCGGCGAGGACAUGUGGGUUGCCGACUUCGCCGCCAAGAGGGGCGUGGAGCCUCAGCCCAGCUUUGUGGACCACAUGACCUACGACAAAGAAGCCUUUCACAGCGCCGAGAUCAAUCAAAGGAUAUGCAGGGAUAACCUCAACAUCACCCAGGAGGCGCUGAGGCAUCAACCGCUACAAUAUGAUCGUCCCUCUCAUCCCGUCGUCUACCCGAGAGACGAGGAGCUUCUGGGAAAGAAGAACACGCUGGUCUGCCACGUCAGCGGCUUCUUUCCGGCGCCCGUCAAAGUCCGCUGGACCGAGAACGGCGCGCGGGCGGCGGGCCCAGGCCGCGGCUCCACCGCCCCCUACCCCGACGAGGACGGUUCUUUCCACCAGACGUUCCGACUGGACUACAUCCCCGCGCAGGGGGACAUCUACACCUGCGUCGUGGAACACGCGGCCCUGGAGCAGCCGCGCGCCACCUCCUGGGUGGUGCAGGUGAGCCAGCCGAGUAUCGGACCCACCGUCUUCUGCGCCCUGGGACUGACGGUGGGACUCGCCGGCGUGGCUUCCGGAACCUUCUUCCUCAUCAAAGGAAACAAGUGCAGCUGAUUGGCUGAGCGACGCUGAUGAUGCCUUCGCUUUUUUCCUGCUUAAAUAAACACAACUGUUUACGUCUGAUGAUGGAUGGAUAUUUAAAUACCAAAAAUGUACAACUAAACAUGGAAGCACAAAUCCACUGGCUUAAUGCUAACAUAUAACACAAAAUGCCAUAGACUGGCUUGCGGAAAUGAGCACUUAUACUGUAGAAACUCACCCAAAUCAUUGCUUAAAAGCCCCCAAUUUCGUGGGGGUUCCCUGUACACUCUGUUCUCCGGUGAUUCCGCCUGCUUGCUCGCCAAGUUUUUAGCUCCUGGGAGAUGACAAUAAAUAAAUAAAAGGAUCUUCCUCUG